AUGGCCCCCAAACGGACCGGAAUGGACUUGCUCUUCCACCCGAAGAAAAGGAGACCCGGGCAGCCGCCGCCGCCGCCGCCGCCCAAGAAAGAGGGCCUACCGCCGUCUGCGCCCCCUGACAAACCCUCUGAGAAGCCCGCCGAGCGGCCCGCGCGCCCCCCGCGCCCGCGCCCGCCCAACCCGGACGACGACAGCGACCUCAGGCCGCCGCCGCCCGAGGGCCGAUUCUCCGAGUUCCGCCUGAUGUCGUCCUCGCUGAACGGCUGGAAGUACGACAUCAUGAAGUUCGACUCGCGCAAGCCCGUCGAUCCGCUCCUGUGGGAGCUGCCCAUCCGGCUGAACCGCAAGGACCUGCGCCGCGAGGCGGACGACGCGCCCGCCGCCGUGCCGCAGGCCGUCGGCCCCAUGCUCGGCCCGGACGGCAAGCCCGUCAUCGGCGUGGAUGGCAAGAUCGUCAUGGUCGACGCGGAGGGCCGGCCGAUCCAGGGCGGCGGCGGCGGCGGCGCGGGGGGCGACAAGGGCAAGGAGAAGGCGCCGCCGAAGAAGCGGUUCCAGAAGAAGACGAAGCAGGUGUUCCUCGUGCCCGAGGAGGUGCGCAAGCUGCGGCGCGAGGAGCGCUAUCCGUGGGUCAUCGAGGACGCGACGCAGAAGGAGAUGUGGCUGGGCAGGAUGGAGGAGGUCUCCAAGUCCGAGACGCACGCGAUGUUCAUGCCCGCGCCGGACAACGCGUUCAAGUUCGUCCCGGCGCAUCGGUGGUACAAGUUCCAGCAGAAGCCGAAACACCAUGUGCCGACGCUGGAGGAGGCGGAGUCUCUGAUGACUAAGAUUCAAAAGAACAAGGAUCCGGAGCGCUGGCUCCUUCGAAGACGGAACGGACAAGCUCCCUCAGAGGCGACCACCGCCCUGUUCAAAGCCGGGCGUGAGGGCACUCCAGCAGGCAUGCCGGCCGGCGCAGGCUCGGGUGGCCGGAAGCUCAAGGUGGUGGACGAUGGGAUGGCGGGGCUGUUCGGUGAUGAUGAUGACGAGGAUGGCGAGUUCCGCAAACGCAAGUUGCGGCGUGAGCUGGGUGCGGAAGGUGAUGUAGACGAGCUCGACUUCGAAGAAACGUUCCAGGACGAUGAGGAGAAGAUGGAGCCAGAAGAAGCAGACGAUGAGGAGGCGAAGGAGCUGGAGGCAAGCAACAUCCGCUUUGAGCGGCUCAAGAGGGAGUAUAAAAACGCUAAUAAAACCCGUGAGGGAUACAUCGACGAGUCGGAUGACGAAGAUGAUAUCACCCUCACGCGGGCGGGCAAGAAUCUCCAGAAGACGCUACAGAAAUUGGAGAAAGAUGGUGGAUAUGAUGAUAGUGACGAAGAGAACCCAUACAUGAGCGAGCAGGAGGAGGAGGAAGAAGAAGAGCCGACCCCAGUGCACACUGGCCCCGCGAUCAUCGCCCCCGAGCCAAAAGCCUCUCGUACGCCCUCCCAGCCCCCAUCCACGCCAGCGCCCGCAAACGGGGUGAAGGCACCCACCGGCAGCCAGCCGCCGCUGCAGAUCAAGACGGAGUCGCAGACAGAUGCGCUAUCACCCACGGCGGACACUCUAUCGUGGCGAAACGCGCGAUGA
Postia placenta MAD-698-R-SB12 is the source of this 1605-nucleotide messenger RNA. RefSeq lists its product as hypothetical. Gene Ontology annotation, molecular function: TFIIF-class transcription factor complex binding; DNA binding; RNA polymerase II general transcription initiation factor activity. The coding region runs from base 1 to 1605 and encodes 534 amino acids. The transcript has 4 exons. Lineage: Eukaryota; Fungi; Basidiomycota; Agaricomycetes; Polyporales; Adustoporiaceae. The record is from RefSeq and is a predicted model, not a curated record. Gene Ontology annotation, cellular component: nucleus; transcription factor TFIIF complex. Gene Ontology annotation, biological process: positive regulation of transcription elongation by RNA polymerase II; transcription initiation at RNA polymerase II promoter.